AGCCGGCGUGACAACCAUGAGAAGAAGCAAAGCAAGCACAUUUAUGAUUUUUAAUGCAAUUGGAAACCUGAUCCAACCACAUCCAAACAAAGAAUGAAGAAAGACUGCCUGCCUUGGGAAUUAUAAACAAACAAAAUAAAAUUGGACUUGGGAAAUUGGCGGGGCAGAGCCCAAGGGAAUGGAAAAUUGGCAGGCCUGGCCUGAUUCUGGGAAGGGCUGCAACCUGCAGGCUGCGCGUGCGAGUCCUUGCCUGCUUUUGCGCGUGAUCCUAUACUAUAUACUGCAACUCCGCCCGCCGCAGGCCUACCCAAUUGUAAUUUUAAAACCAUCUCUCUUUUUUUAUAUUUCAAUUAAAAUUAAAAACCGGUUUAAUUAUAUGAAGAUGUGUAAAAUCUAAAAUCACUUUUGUAGAGGCUAAGACUACUGGGAGAUUCAAGUUCCCAAUGGUAUUUCCUCUUUUGGUUCGAUAUCAGGCCGUUGGGUUGAGAGUAGCUUUCUUGGGCUUUAUGGCACAAGCCCAAGCCCAAAACGUUAAAACAAAAAAUUCAAGACUCCAAUAUCUCGCAACCAACAAACAAACCAUUCUGCCCUUUGAGCCCAUAAAAGGCUAUUAUGUCUCUGGGAGGCCCGAGGCAUUCCAGAGCCCACUCGAAAUAUCUCGGAAACUUUACCAAACAGCCCGAUGGACCCAGAGAGAGAAACGUCAAGAAGUUUCUCCAUAAAGCUUCUUCAACUUCCCUCAAGAAAAUGACAGAAGAAGAAGAAGACACCAGAACUCACUGGGAGCACCCCACCGCCUCUCCCAUUGCCUUCAUAUAAAUAGCACUACCUCCCUCUCGCUAACCCACAAAUCCAAUUCAGCAAGAAUUAGUUACCUUCUAGAAAUCAAUCCAAUCAAGCAAACCUAAUUUCCUUCAUUCCCCCAAUUUCACAAAAAACAGAGAGAAAUGUCGCUGAUUCCAAGCUUCUUCGGGAACCGCCGCGGCCGCAGCAGCAGCGGCGCGUGGGAUCCAUUCUCGGCUCUGGACGCCUUCGAUCCCUUCAGGGACUUCCCGAUCAACUUCCCCUCGUCGGCGGCUCUGAUCCCUGGCGGCGGCAGCGGGGAGAACAGCGCGUUCGUGAACACGAGGGUCGACUGGAAGGAGACGCCGGAGGCGCACGUGUUCAAGGCGGACCUGCCGGGGCUGAAGAAGGAGGAGGUGAAGGUGGAGGUGGAGGACGACAGGGUGCUGCAGAUCAGCGGGGAGAGGCGCGUGGAGAAGGAGGACAAGGACGACACGUGGCACCGCGUGGAGAGGAGCAGCGGGAAAUUCGUGAGGAGGUUCCGGCUGCCGGAGAACGCCAAGAUGGAUGAGAUUAAAGCCGGGAUGGAGAACGGGGUGCUGACCGUGACGGUGCCCAAGGCCGAGGUCAAGAAGCCCGACGUCAAGGCCAUCGAGAUCUCUGGUUAAUUGAAAGUUCAACUAAAUCCCAUAUCGUUGAAUUUGUGCAAUUUGAUGUGUUGAUCAAUAAUGGGAUCGAUGGAGCUGGGAGUUUGGUCUGUGUGGUGAUGUAAAAGAAUAUGGUCAUGUGUUUGUCGUUUUUUUUUUUUUUUUUGGUUAUGUGAUGUAGUUUUCGGCUGUUUUGGUGAUAAGAGUGAGGGUUGUAAUAAAUUGAGUUGAUAAACAAUAAUGAAGAGGCUAGUUUUCC
Molecule: messenger RNA, 1689 nt
Organism: Linum trigynum
Lineage: Eukaryota; Viridiplantae; Streptophyta; Magnoliopsida; Malpighiales; Linaceae
Source: the annotation of a GenBank genome assembly